Messenger RNA from Scomber japonicus (chub mackerel), 2349 nucleotides. It is a transcript of the gene rcc1l, whose product is annotated as RCC1 like. The transcript has 11 exons. Lineage: Eukaryota; Metazoa; Chordata; Actinopteri; Scombriformes; Scombridae. The coding region runs from base 1 to 1356 and encodes 451 amino acids. The record is from RefSeq and is a predicted model, not a curated record.
AUGGCUCUUCCAUGUGUGCGACUGUGCUCUCCAUACAGAAUCACAGGGCUUCAAGUCUGUGGUUAUGCAACGCUCAGUAAAGUAUCCAAACCGAAGGAGAAAACCAGCAGCGAUCCAAUCUUUCAGUAUGUCGGAGAGCGCAAAAAGCCCAACCACAAAGUGUUUGUUUGGGGCUUUAGCUUCACCGGUGCUCUGGGUAUCCCCAGCUUUGUGAUGCCAGACAGCGGCAGGAAGAAGCCCCGCAAAUAUCAGCUUACUCCUUACCGCCUGGAGACUGCACAUCAGAUCUCUUCUGCUGCUUGUGGUUACGGCUUCUCUCUCAUCGCCUCCUCCACCAAGGAUGUGACCAAGCUGUGGGGCAUGGGCCUGAACAAGGACUCUCAGCUGGGCUUCCAGCGCACCCAGCACAGCCGCCAUCAAGGUUACGACUACGUGUUGGAGCCGUCGCCGGUGGCUCUGCCUCUGGUUGAGCCGGUGCAGACCAAAGUGGUUCAGGUUUCAUGCGGCCGUGCUCACUCUCUGGUCCUCACUGACCAGGAAGGAGUUUUCAGUAUGGGCAACAACUCCUACGGUCAGUGUGGAAGGAAGAUAGUUGAAGAUGAAGUCUACAGCGGCAGUCACAUCAUUCACAAGAUUGGAGGCUUCAGCAGCAGAGUCGUCCAGGUGGCGUGUGGACAGGACCACAGUCUUUUCCUCACAGAGGCGGGGAAGGUGUACGCGUGUGGAUGGGGAGCAGAUGGGCAGACGGGUCUCGGCCACCACAGAGUCAGCUCCAGUCCGCUGGAGGUGGGAGGGGAUCUGGCAGGGGUGGAAGUGCAGCAGAUCAGCACAUAUGGAGACUGCAGCUUGGCCGUAUCCAGAGAUGGACAACUAUACGGAUGGGGCAACUCUGAAUACCUGCAGCUGGCUACGGUCACAGAGGCCACACAGAUCAACUCUCCUCGUCAUCUUCCUCUGAAAGGCUGCGGGAAGGUGGUUCAGGCAGCAUGUGGAGGCUCACAGGUGGCCAUUAUUAACGAAAGAGGAGAGGUGUUUGUGUGGGGCUUCGGCAUUCUUGGAAAAGGACCAAAGCUAUCAGAAUCGUCGACCCCUGAGAUGAUUCCCUCCUCGCUGUUCGGAAAAUCAGAAUUCAACCCAUCAGUAGCUGUCACCAAAAUCAGAUGUGGCCUCAACCACUUCGCUGCGGUAACAGAUCGAGGCGAGCUGUUCGUUUGGGGGAAGAAUGUGAGAGGCUGUUUGGGCAUCGGGAAAAGAGACGACCAGUACUUCCCAUGGCGGGUGACUGUGCCAGGUCAAGUGGUGGACGUAGCGUGCGGCGUCGACCACAUGGUGGCGCUGGUGAAAUCCCUCCUCUGAAAACUCCUGCCUCCCUCCAGCGGUGGAUGAAAGGCUGGAUGUUUUUGGCUGAGCCUCCCGCUGACCCCCCGGGCGCCUCAGGGAGCUGAUCGAGGCCGCUCUGGAGUCUUGAAGCCAGCUGCUCUCCACGGGUGACGGACCCUCGUGUCCCUCCGUCCUGCGGUGACGUCAAGCAGUGUGCAGAGCAGUCGAUUAUGCAGCUAACUGUCACUGACAUGGCUCACGUUAUCCUGCAUGAAGGUCACAUGGGGAAAGGGUAUUUUCAUGGGUUUAUUUUUGUAUUUUUAGCCAUCAUGAUAAUAUUUCAUCCACCAAGUUAAUUGCUGUUAUCUGGGAAGCCAAAAAAAGUAACAUAACCAAUAGAUGAUGCCCAGAACUAUGUUAAUAAAACCCAAAUUGUAAUAAACAAGACAGGCUUUUUAGCUGAAAACAGUCAGUUUUCAGGUUGUUGAAACUGUAAAAUGUUGAUUUGUCUGUAUACCAGAAAAUGACUGUGACAGAAAUGUGUUCAGUGAAUGAAGUGAUUCACUGUGCAAUCAACACACUCAUGCGGUUUGAAAUCUUUGCAGGCCUGUGAAAUGUUUUCGAGAAGAAAAAAAAAAAACACAUUUGAAAAAGCCAGUGACGGCAAAACUCAAAUUAUCUCCCUGCCAACAGCAAAUAGAGGUGAGGGCACUCUGCCGCAGAGAGAACGGGUUUUUUUAGAAUCAAUUUUAUAACAUGAACUUUUGUGUCAUCAGAGGUUGGCGCAUGUUCUGCUUAUAAAAGCUCAUCAGGAGAAGCAGAAAGCUACAAUCACAGCAUCCUUACAGCUUGAAAGGAUGUUGAUUGUCAUAUUGACCUAUAAAUCUAAUGCAUCUGCAGAAAAAUGACCUGAGACAGUUAUAAAAAGAAACCUGUUUAAAAAAAAGCAGCCAGUUUUUAUGUUAUUUAAUGUUUUUUGUAUCAUUUGUUGAAUUGGAUGUACUGAAAGAUGAACCCACCUUACCCACA